This is a messenger RNA of Paramecium tetraurelia, 1698 nucleotides long. RefSeq lists its product as uncharacterized. Lineage: Eukaryota; Ciliophora; Oligohymenophorea; Peniculida; Parameciidae. Gene Ontology annotation, molecular function: protein phosphatase regulator activity. The transcript is spliced from 9 exons. Gene Ontology annotation, cellular component: protein phosphatase type 2A complex; cytoplasm. The record is from RefSeq and is a predicted model, not a curated record. Gene Ontology annotation, biological process: protein dephosphorylation.
AUGCCUAAAAUUGAAAAUACAACAGGAAUGCCAAUUAAUUUGAUUAUAGAUGAAUUGAAAAGUGAUGAUAUCAGAAAAAGAAUUCAUUCAGUCAAACACUUAGAUUUGAUUGCCAGUACAAUAGGUCCAGAGAGAACAAAGAAUGAAUUAAUCCCUUUCAUCUAAGAAUUGCUUGACGACGACGAUGAAGUCUUGAUUGAAUUAGUUGAAUCACUAUCUAAGAAUUUUAUUGAGCUUGUUGGUGGAUAAGUAUAAGUGUUGCUCCCCACUUUCGAAACAUUAUGUCGAGUUGAAGACGCUUCGGUAAGGGAAAAAGCUGCUAAUCAAUUGAAGAAAUGCUUUGCUACGUUGCCUGAUUAAAAGAAGGUAGAGGAAUUAUCAAUGGGGAUUAUAAAAAGAUUGAAUGAUAGCGAUUAUUAUUUGGCCAAGAAUGCAGUUGCAAUACUGGUGCCAGCAGUUAUUAACUAAGUGUCCUAGAACAACUAGAAUGAUCUGAUUAACAUAAUACUUAAAAUUUCCUAAGAUCAAAUACCUCAAGUUAGAAAAUUUUCGUCAAUGUAUUUUUAAGAUUUAUAAAUGAGACCUUCAUUUAAAACACCCUAAAUUCGUUCAUUAAAGAUGAAUAGGAUUUUAUUAGAAUGUAUAUACAGAACCGCAUUUUUCUAAAAACAAUAAACCUUUGUUCUUAAUAUGUAUAAAUAAUUGGCAGAAGAUCAAUCAUGGAGAGUGAGAUAUUAUUUUUGUGACAAAUUGGCUGAUAUAGGAGAUUCUGUUGGGAAGGAAGGUUAUCGAAAGAACUUUUAGAAUUACCAUCUUAAGUUUUUGUAAGACAAUGAGCCGGAGAUGAAGUCUAUAGCAGCACUGAAAAUAGAAAGAGUAAGUUCUUUGAUGGAUGCAGAUGAUAUUUUGAAUAAAUUAAUUCCACUUUUGAAAUCAAUUCAAUAGGAUUCAAACUCAUUUGUCAGAAAUUCCUUAGCUGCCUCUGUCUUAUCAUUGUCACCAAUUAUCGGUAAGAAAAAUACAAGCGAAUAAAUUUUACCAAUCUUCUUAACCUUACUAAAAGAUCAAGAUUCGGAAGUCAGAAUCACUUUAUUCAAAAAAUUAAGUCUAAUCACAAAUGUGUUAGGUGUUGACUCUUUAUCAUAAAGUGUCAUUCCAGCUCUGACGGAAUUAGCCUAAGAUAAGAAUUGGAGAAUCAGGGCAUCUACAAUCGAGGUUCUAAGCUUCUUUGCCAGAGCCAUAGGUCCAGAAUUCUUAUCAGAUAAAGUUCUAAAAUUGCUCUUAGAUUGGCUUGGUGAUAAAGUGUAUUCUGUUAGAUAAACAGCAAUUUAAUAAACUGCUUAAUUGAUCUAGAUUCUUGGUAUUGCAUGGGCUGAUAGAAAUUUGUUAACUAAAAUCUGGGGAUUUUAAUCUAUACAAAAUUAUCUUUAAAGACUCACAGUGCUAUUUACAAUAACUCAAAUAGCAUCUUCAUUGAACAAUGAUUACAUAUUGAAAACAAUUCUUCCUCUUUUAUAAUCAAUGUCAAAGGAUUAGGUUGCCAAUGUCAGAAGCAAUGUUUGCAAGACAUGCAUCUUAUUAGCUAAGGAGAAAGGGGGAAAUGUCGUAGAGCCAUUGAAAAAAGUGUUAUAGUCUCUUUGUGAUGAUUAAGAUGCAGAGGUUAAAUACUAAGCAAAAAGUGCAUUAGAAUCAUUAUGA